UACCACGUUUGUUGUAGUGGCUUUAUUAAACAAAACAUAUAACCAAAAGUUACUACUUUUCAACAACAAAGAAGAAAGAAACAGAAACCCUCGAGUCAUCCCCCCACAUCGCACUCCAAAGCAUAGUCUUUCAACCUGCGCUUCUUCUUAGAAACAAAUAAUCUCCGGCCUUUACUAAAAGUCAAUAAGAAAGAACUCUUUCGAAUUCCAAGUAUAUAUUUAAGACAAACUUAUAAAAACCACUCAAAACCUCUCUGAAUUCUCAAUCAACUUUUCAUUUCAGAAAAAAGAGAAAGAAAGAAGAUAAACUCUCGAUCAGAGACUAUGAGAACUUGUAUUCUUCUGUUUGUAUUACUAAUAUCUCUUUCAACAAAUCCAAUCAGUGGUUUUAGAUUUCCAGACCCUGAUCAUGAUGUGUCAAACCAUCUUCCGAAUUUCACUUCUUAUACUUCUCCUUGGGAUUACUUCAAGAACUUUACUGGGUGUCAGAUGGGUGAAGAAAGAAAUGGAUUAGCUAAACUAAAACAAUAUUUUCAUCAUUUUGGUUAUAUUCAGGAUAUACCAAUAUCAAACUUCACUGAUAAUUUUGAUGAUUCAUUUGAGAAAGCUCUCAAAACUUAUCAAAAGAAUUUUAAUUUAAAUCAAACAGGAAUUCUUGAUGAUCAAACCUUACAGCAGAUUCAACGCCCAAGGUGUGGUGUUGCUGAUAUAAUCAACGGUGCAAGUUCGAUGAAUUCCGGUAAAACAACUUCCGAUUCUCAUGUUCAUGGUGAUGGUACUCUUAAAUUCCAUUCAGUUGCUCAUUACACGUUUUUUCCUGGAAAACCAAGAUGGAGAAACCGGAGACUCACUUACGCUUUUCUACCGAAUAAUAACUUGCCGGAUAAUGUGAAGUUAAUCUUUGCAAAUGCUUUCAAACGUUGGGCAGAAGUAAUCCCACUAAGUUUCGUUGAAAUAGAUUCUUAUCGUGCUGCCAAUAUCAGAAUAGCUUUUGCCACCGGUGAUCAUGGUGAUGGAGAACCGUUUGAUGGGACUUUAGGCACGUUAGCACAUGCAUUUUCACCACCAAAUGGUAGAUUCCAUUUAGAUGGUGCUGAAGAUUGGAUUAUUGAUGGUGAUGCGAGUACAGAAACUAUAAAAUCAGCUGUUGAUUUAGAAUCAGUUGCUGUUCAUGAGAUUGGUCAUUUACUUGGAUUAGGACAUUCAUCGGUUGAAGAAUCAAUUAUGUAUCCUACGAUUUCAUCUAGGAAGAAAAAAGUUGUUCUUCGUGAUGAUGAUAUUCAAGGGAUUCAAGUGUUAUACGGUGGUAAUCCUAAUUAUAAUGGGACGUCGUUGAUUCCUUCUUCAACGACGACAGAAUCUCAUCAAGAAAGGGAGGAAAGUAGUAACGGAGGAGUUCAAAAUUUGAAUAUAAGAAGUUAUUGGUGGGCUUACUCUGUUUUUGUGGUCCUCAGUUACAGUAGAUUACUCAUGUAGAGCUAGAUAGAGAACCAAAAAGAAAGGACACAGAAAAAUUACUUUUUUUUUUAGCUUCUUUGUAUAGAUUUUAAAUUAUUUUAAUCCAAAUAUUAGGAAUUUGGGUUUUUAAUUUUUGUUGAACAGUGGCUAUAGAGUUACGGUGUAAAUACUAUUUUUAUAAAAUCUUAAUACUAUGUGAUUUUAUUUAUUUUUUUAAGCA
Messenger RNA from Papaver somniferum (opium poppy), 1678 nucleotides. Its product is annotated as metalloendoproteinase 3-MMP-like. NCBI's taxonomy places the organism in Eukaryota, Viridiplantae, Streptophyta, Magnoliopsida, Ranunculales, Papaveraceae. The record is from RefSeq and is a predicted model, not a curated record. Gene Ontology annotation, cellular component: extracellular matrix. The transcript has a single exon. Gene Ontology annotation, molecular function: metalloendopeptidase activity; zinc ion binding. Gene Ontology annotation, biological process: extracellular matrix organization; collagen catabolic process; proteolysis. The coding region runs from base 325 to 1476 and encodes 383 amino acids.